AUGGAUUUUCUUAAAUCUGCAGUCGCAAGCGCGAUCGCUAAGUCGAGUUCCUUCCCCUACACAAUCGGUGACCGAAUCGACCUUGAUGCCUCAAUAUGGACUCUCAGUAACGCGACGAAGAAGGACGACAACUCACCCUGUUCAAUAUUUACCUUUGACCUUAAUACACAACGUACCUUCGUCCCACUAGCCAAAAAUGCUGCACGAAAGCUGAGAACGAUACGGCAUCCAGGAGUCAUCAAAGUGCUGGAUGUCAUCGAAAAUGAAACACAUAUCUAUAUCGCGACUGAAAAGAUUACGCCCUUGAGCUGGCACAUAAGGAGGAAUAGUCUAAGCGAGGAGACGAUAAAAUGGGGGCUCUACAAUGUUGCUCGUACACUAGCCUUUAUCAACGGCGAAGCCAGCAGUAUCCAUGGUAAUGUAAGAGUCGGUGCAGUCUAUACCAGUGACAGCGGCGAAUGGAAGUUAGCUGGAUUCGAGACGUUGAGUUCUAUGAACGACGAUGAGGCCAUGAUCUAUACCUACGGAAGCCUGGUACCUGACUCAAAUCGCUAUGCUCCGCCUGAAGUGGCAUCUGGUGGUGGUUGGAGCGUGGUCAAGAAGAAUCCUCUGUCUGCGCCCGACUCUUUUGGUUUGGGAACACUAUUGUACGAAGCGUUCAAUGGAAAUUUUCCAGGGACAGAUAGGAUAGCACAGCCUGGCAAGAUCCCUGCGAAUAUGGUUGCGCCUUACAAAAGACUUAUCAACACGAAUCCGAAGCUGAGGUUAAGUGCUGGCCACUUUCUAGAGCAAGGAAAAAAGUCUGGCAGCUUCUUCGAAACACCACUCAUUCACAUUAUUGAAGGUGCAGACAGCCUGGGUCUAAAGAGUGAGGAAGAGAGAAACCAAUUUCUGGCUGAGCUUGAAGAAUUGACAGAUGACUUUCCCGAGGAUUUCUUCAAAAUCAAGAUCUUACCAGAAUUACUCAAAUCUGUUGAAUUCGGUGGCGGCGGUCCGCAGGUCUUCAGUGCCAUUAUCAAGAUAGGUGUAAAAAUGUCAGACGAGGAGUGGGAAGGAAAGUUACUGCCUGUCGUGUUGAGACUGUUUGCUAGUCCAGAUCGAGCAAUGCGAGUAUGUCUGCUGGACAAUCUACCAGCCAUGAUCGAUCGUUUACCUCAAAAGGAUGUUAACAACAAAAUCUUUCCUAUGAUGGUUACUGGCUUCACAGAUACCGCCCCUGUUGUGCGAGAACAGACCGUCAAAGCGGUGCUCACAGUAAUCACGAAAUUGUCAGACCGUACCAUUAAUGGCGAGCUCUUACGCCACCUAGCAAAGACGGCCAACGAUGAACAGCCAGGUAUUCGUACAAACACCACUAUUUGCCUUGGCAAAAUCGCACGGAGUCUAGGAGCGUCCUCAAGGGCCAAGGUACUCAUAGCUGCCUUUACAAGAUCAUUGCGCGAUCCUUUCGUACAUGCAAGAAAUGCCGCCUUGAUGGCUUUUGCUGCUACUGCGGAUGUCUUCAGCGAGGAGGACUGCGCAACAAAAGUCUUGCCUGCAAUUUGCGCUUCGCUGAUCGACAAAGAGAAAUUUGUUCGAGAAACUGCAAACAAGGCCUUCGAUACCUAUGCAAAUAAGAUAAAGCAUUAUGCUGAGACACUCCCUGACACUGCAGCACCAGCAGAAGGAGCCGCAAGACCUGCAACACCGACUCGUAUGGGCAAUCAGAAUGACGCUUCCGGCUGGGCAGGCUGGGCAAUCUCUUCUUUCACCAACAAAAUAUCCACCGCUAAAGGUGAAAUGAACAGUGCUCCAGCUAUACCAGUGAACGGAGCCACAUCGACGCAGACCAGGUCGCUGCCAGUCAGCGGCCGCGCAACACCUCUAGCAAAUCCCGUACCUGAUCGUCCAGCAACUAUCAGACUCGCAAGUACAACCACAUCUCAAAGAACAUCCGUCGAAACUCCCUCCGAAGCCCCUGUCGACGACGACGUGCUAGACGCAUGGGGCGAGAUGGACGAUGACGACGACAACUUCUUCGACGCACCCGCUGCUGCAAAAAACAACACCUCGACUAUAACAAUAUCAACCACAACGCCCUUUGACGAUGGAGGUGAACCGGAUUUCGCUGGUUGGCUAGCGGCGCAAAAUAAACCAAAGGCAAAACCGCCGUUACCGAAGGGACUGAGUAAAGCCGCGAAUGGCACGUCACUGGCUUCGCGUCCUGCAGCUGUGAGGACACAAUCGGCUGGUCCUGGUGUUACGGCUGCUAAGAAAGCGGUGCCUGUGGCGAAUAAGAGACCUGUCGCAGUUGCUGCGGCUACUAAGAAGGUCGACCUCAAACCGAAAGACGAUGAGGGAGGUGAUGACGAUUGGGGCGCGUGGGAUUGA
Lithohypha guttulata is the source of this 2370-nucleotide messenger RNA. RefSeq names its product Nuclear aminoacylation-dependent tRNA export pathway component (gene CEX1). The record is from RefSeq and is a predicted model, not a curated record. Lineage: Eukaryota; Fungi; Ascomycota; Eurotiomycetes; Chaetothyriales; Trichomeriaceae. The transcript has a single exon. The coding region runs from base 1 to 2370 and encodes 789 amino acids. Gene Ontology annotation, biological process: protein phosphorylation; tRNA export from nucleus. Gene Ontology annotation, molecular function: ATP binding; protein kinase activity. Gene Ontology annotation, cellular component: cytoplasm.